This is a messenger RNA of Calliphora vicina (urban bluebottle blowfly), 3904 nucleotides long. RefSeq names its product Reduction in Cnn dots 1 (gene Rcd1). Gene Ontology annotation, cellular component: NSL complex. The transcript is spliced from 7 exons. Gene Ontology annotation, biological process: positive regulation of transcription by RNA polymerase II. NCBI's taxonomy places the organism in Eukaryota, Metazoa, Arthropoda, Insecta, Diptera, Calliphoridae. The record is from RefSeq and is a predicted model, not a curated record. Bases 396 to 3650 code for a protein of 1084 amino acids. Gene Ontology annotation, molecular function: hydrolase activity.
UAAUAAAAAAAAAACAGCCACACAAAUCGUGUUUUCCUACACAAAUUUAUGAAAUUUUCAUAAAUAUAACGAAAUAAAACACAAAAAAUAUUUAAUAAAUAGAAAAACAACAAAAUAAGAUAGUUAAGUGCAUGUGAAACAUAAAUAUUUUAAAGAAAAACUUAAUUUAACAAAGAACGACGUCAUAAAGUCAAGAAUUGUUUUGAUGGCCACCAGUAGCAGCAGACAAAAAGACCAGAAAAUUUGUGACAUUGUGUUAGUGGGUGCUAGAGUUUGGUGGAAAUUCUUGUGCUAUUAAAGUAAAACGUGUGGAAGUUUUAGGUUUUCGUUAAGUUGUUUAUAAAUAAAAUUGACAAAAUUUUGUGUUAGUGCUGCUGUGUUUGUUCACAAAGAAAAUGUCCUUUAUAAAACUAUUUGAAGAAUUUGUGCAAAAGAAAGAUAUUGACACCAAGUCUAAACUAUCAGCUUUUUUGAGCGAAGAUGAAGAGGUCACGCCAGAACCCGAAGCAGAACCUCCAGCUGAACCAGAAGGUGAUGAUGGAAGUACCACGGCUACAGCUGAUACCUCUACUGAAAGCAGCAAAAUGGAGCACAGCUAUAUACGUGAUACCACCCCCAAGCCGCAGAAUAAUAUCGAAAUAAGCAAUGGCUUACAACCGGCCCGUACUAUAUUAGUAAGACGUCCUCCACAAUGUCCCUCAUGUCACACAAAUCCCAUAGAGGAAGAAUUGACCGAUGCUCAUCAAGCGCCCAUACCAUCGUACAAUGAAAUUUCCGCCAAAGAGGUCAUGAAUGAAUGUGCACGCAUAGCAAAAUAUGUUAAAAAUAUAAAUGCCGAGGAUGAUGACUGGGAAUCAAGAGUAAAUCAAAUUGGCUGGUCAAAUAUGCAAAAGAAUUUGUUUGCUAAAGUUGCUCGCAUUUUGGACAAUGAUCAACUGGGACGAUUGUCCAAUGCUGGACGGCCUAAUGAAGCCAUGCAAAGAAGAGUGGUGGUGGAUAAGUCAGCCUCACGUAUGCGUAAAGCUUUAGCCUCGGUGGCCUGGGAUUCACGUUUGACUCAAUGGUUGCAUUGCCUCUUAAUGGACUGCUUACCCUCCACCUACAUGGCCUCAUAUUUAGAUAUUUUACAAACCUUAAAAUCGAAAUUACCCACUCUAAUGGAUAAAAUGUUAUUUGGACGGCCGCUAAAUGUCAGUCAGGAACUAUUGGCGCCGGUUAUGAAGAAAAAAUGGGAACCACAAAUUGCCACCAAAAUACGUAAAUUAGCCCAAAAUGCUGUCAUAGUGGCAUUGCCCUCAAUGCCCACUAGCGGUCUGGUGCCUAAUCGUUUGCAAAAAUGGUAUCAACAUUUGGCCACCAUAACGCAAAUUGUUCAAGUUACUUUGCCCAUGACGAGUGGCCAUAUUUCACGGCAACCUUUGGAACAGGUGGCCGAACAAAUUGUCUCUUUGACGCGAGUUAAAAUUCAGGAAUUACGCAAUGAAAAUUCUCAACGUUCAAUCAUUUUAAUUGGUUUCAAUGCGGGUGCUUCUUUGGCGCUUCAAGUGGCCAUGUCCGAGAAUGUGGCUUGUGUGGUGUGCAUGGGUUUUGCUUACAAUACCUAUAAUGGGGUACGCGGAACGCCAGAUGAUCGUAUUUUGGAUAUUAAAGUACCCAUUCUAUUUGUGGUGGGUCAAAAUUCUGCAAGAUCAAGUCCCGAAGAAAUCGAAUCAAUGCGCGAAAAAAUGCAAUCUGAAUCUUCUCUGGUGGUUGUUGGCAGUGCCGAUGAUGUCUUGAGGGUACCAAAGUCCAGAAGGAAAAUUGAAAAUGUCACCCAAUCCAUGGUGGACACCAUGGUUGUCGAUGAAGUCUAUGAUUUUAUUAAGAAAAUUCUAAUAAACCCACCAGGACCACGUACCCCCACCGUCAUCAACAGCACAUUCUAUGCUAAACUGAAUAAAACAAACAACGCUGAGAAGACCACCGGGGGAUAUCAACGUAAGCGUAAAAAUGAGGGUGGAGAUCAGGAGGCAACUCCUGCUAAAUCAAAACAUAUAAUUGGACGUCCACGCUCACGUCCAGUAGCCAAUAGCUCUAGUACUGCUACGGUUACAGGAAAAUUAACGCAAAUGCACACAUCGACACCGGUAAUGAUGGGCAAGUCUCAGCCCCUUAAGAAAAACUUAUCGCCCACAAGCAUUACAAAUGAUGAUCUUAAUAUGGCCAUACAAUCACUAAUCUCUGAUUCUAAUGAUGCUGAUUUAAAUACCAGUACUGAUUCAAAUCCCCAAAAGAUCAUCACCAAUUUUGAGCUGGUGGCUCAAACAAAAGCAACACCCAUCAAGACUACUCUGCUAAAUACUCAACAAAAACAAUUGAUAAUCGGUUCUACGCCGGCAGUGGGUACAAAAAUCAAAAUGAUACCCUCCAAUCAAUUUGUGCAACUAAAGCCGACACCUUUACAAUCACAGUCCAAAAUCUAUACCAUAAAAAGUUCACCAGUGGUGGGCGGCAGUCAAGGAGAUGUCUCUGCCGGACCCAGAAUUGGUAGUAUUGUAACUACUAGUCCUGGUACAACCAGCAGCGGUCAACACAUCUUCACACUUAAGACACCCAAUGGCCAGACUACACAAUUUGCCACUGCUGUGGGUGGCCAACCAAAGUAUACGGUUAUUAAGAAUGCCAAUGGCAAUACCACUCUUCAAUUGUCUUCGGCCAAAACUUUACAUCCUGUCUCAACUACAUCCACGCCUUCAACGUCUUCGGGUAAUUUAGAUUUAUCGAAUAUUAUCGAUAUGCCCAUAUUAUUUGCCGACAAUGAGGGUAAUAUUUCGGAUGCAUCAUCAAGUACGGAAACUAAACCAGUAACAGCCAACAAAAGUUCAUCCGGUGUUGGACAAUUGAUCAUUAGCCAGAAAAUCAUUAAGGAGGCCAAUCCCACCAGUACCACUACAGCCGUUGCUACGGCUUCAACAUCUAGCGGCACUUAUGUCAUCAAUAAACCUGGAACAUUUCUGCAAUCCCAGCAGAUGUCUGGCAACAAACCCAAUAAAGUUGUAUUCAUCAAUCGUAAUACCAUGAAACCCUGUCCCAAUAUCCUAUCGCGUUCUAAUAUCUCCCAGCAAUUAAACAAAUACACUAAAGUCGUGUUGACCAACUCUAAGACAGCCGGCACAACACUGGUAACAAGACCGGGAACACAUCUUACAACCACCACCUCACCAAUUGCCUCAACAGUUAAACAAAUCAAUUUACAAGCUUUAAAUCAUGCCUCGACAGCAUCACCCGGUUCAACGCCCACCCGACCAUCGGGCAUAUUAAAUGUGCAAACGAAGAACUUACCCCAAAUACAAAUAAUCAAUAAUCCCAAUGCCACCUUUAUCUCCACCGAUAAACCACAAAUACGUAACAUUGUUGUUAAGUCGGGUGGUCUGAAGCAACUCCCACCACAUUUAUCCACACAAUUGUUGAAUCGCAAUCUAACCGUAAGAAAGUUGCCUCCUGGUAGUGUUACCAUUACCUCUUCACCUGUACAUGCUCAAGACAUUGAUAAUGCCUCCUCAUCGCCUGCUUCGUCCUCGUCAUCGUCGGCCUCCAACAUACAAACUUCACCAAAAAUUAUCACUUUAAAUCCCAUCAAUCGUACUACACCCACUACGAAGGGUGAUUAAAUAAAAACGUGCAAGUGAUUUAAAUUUAGCGUGCUUAAAAAUUUAAUUUUUCGGCUCGUUUUAUUUUCUUUUUUUUUGAACUGAAUUCUUAAAUAUUUUUAAUUUCGUUUUUAUACAUUAAUAGAGUUUUAUUUUUAGUUUGUAGUUUUCACAAAAUGAUGCAGAUCAUUUUUGGUAAUUAGCUUUUAGUAUUUAUGUUAGAGAUUUUCAUGCAUAAAAAGUAAAAAAUAAAGAAAUAUAUAUACAAAUUAAAA